Messenger RNA from Lacerta agilis (Sand lizard), 456 nucleotides. Its product is annotated as troponin C, skeletal muscle-like. Bases 1 to 456 code for a protein of 151 amino acids. The transcript is spliced from 5 exons. The record is from RefSeq and is a predicted model, not a curated record. Gene Ontology annotation, molecular function: calcium ion binding; enzyme regulator activity. Lineage: Eukaryota; Metazoa; Chordata; Lepidosauria; Squamata; Lacertidae.
AUGGCUCCUAGGCACGAUGGCUCGGCUCUGCCCCCAGCGUCCGAGGCCGUAAAUGCCUCUAAAUACCAGUUUCUGGGAGCACAAUUUAUCAUCAUCAUCAGGGUGCUGGGCCAGACACCCACCAAAGAGGAGCUGGACGUGUUCAUAGAGGAGGUGGACGUGGAUGGCAGCAGAUCCUUCGACUUCGAGGAUGCCUAUGGAGAAAGCGAGGACGAGCUGGCCGUGUUCUUCAGCGACGAGUUAGCAAGCGAGGAGGAGCUGGCCGAGUGCUUCCGCAUCUUUGACAGGAAUGCCGAUGGCUUCCUGGACACAGAGGAGCUGGCUGAGUUUUUACGGUCAUCUGGAGAGUCUGUCACUGAAGACGAGAUUGAGGAGCUCAUGAAGGACUUCGACAAAAACAAUGAUGGCCGGAUCGACUUUGACGAGCUCCUGAAGGUGAGGAAGGAAUUGCAGUAA